Molecule: messenger RNA, 1837 nt
Organism: Closterium sp. NIES-67
Lineage: Eukaryota; Viridiplantae; Streptophyta; Zygnematophyceae; Desmidiales; Closteriaceae
Source: the annotation of a GenBank genome assembly
AGUCAAGUUUCAGGGUCUAUAAAUCGUCGCCUGGGGCUCGUAGAGCCGUCAUUUCUCGUUGCGCCGACCAUGGCGAAGGACGGCUGGCGUCACUCUUACCUGCAGACCGCUCCGAACGUCACUAUCCACUUCGUGGAAGCCGGCCCGCCUACCAGCCAACUGGCUUUCCGUAUCCAUUACACCUUGGAGUUCUGAGUUUCACUGCACGCCUCAAAGCAUGCCCGUCGUCGUCGCUUGUUCCUUGUUCUCGUAGCUCGUCGCUCUUCGCUCGUCGCUCGCAGGUCGUUCUGCUGCACAGGUUGCACGAGUUCUCGUACAUUUGCCACGAGUUCUGAGGCGCCUCAGAAUUUGUCGUCUAUUACGCACAUUCUAACGCUCGGUUUUUGCUCGUCGUCGGUUGUCCUUGUCGCUCGCAGGUCGUUCUGCUGCACGGCUUUCCCGAGUUCUGGUACACGUGGCACAAGCAGAUUGCUCCGUUAGCCGACGCGGGGUUGCGCGUGGUCGUUCCGGACCUAAGAGGCUUCGGCGAAUCUUCGCGGCCGGCGGGAUUCGCAUCGUACAGUCGCCGGCAUGUCUGCGCUGACGUGGCGUCGCUCAUCUCGCACUGCCUUUCCCGUGCGACAGAUGCGGCGACAGAUGUGGCGACAGAUGCUGGCGAAGCUGCGAGUGCCAUCAGCAGCAGCGUAGUGGCUGGUGCUGGUCGCACGUCGCCUGUAACGGCUCCAGGCGAAAGUGGUUUGCGACAAAGAAGCAGCGAGCGCGGCGGAGAGCGGAGGAAGGCUGACGUGAUGGGUCAUGGGUGGGGCGCCUUCAUCGCAUGGGCCAUGGCCUCGGACCAUGCACACGUCAUUCGCCCCGAAAACCCCACACUCCACCUCCACCCUACCCCGCCCAAUCUGCCUUUUCAUCAGGUGGGCCACGGUUGGGUCGCCUUCAUAGCGUGGGCCAUAGCCAUGGACCCGCAUCUCAUUCGCCGCGUAGCUGUGCUCUGUGAUGUGGGUCACGGGUGGGGCGCGUUCAUAGCGUGGGCCAUGGCCAUGGACCAUGCGCACCUCAUCCGCCGUGUGGCGGUGCUAUGUGGGCCCCACCCCGUGGUCUUCCACCGCUGCCUGUCCAUCUGGCAACCAUUGACUCUGCUGCGAUAUUUCUACUGGUUCCUCUUCCUCGUCCCAUGUCUUCCCGAGUGGUUCCUUGCCCGAAACAACUGUGCAGCGUUACAGAAGGUGUAUCGCCAGGAGCCCCUGCGCCCACUGCCCCCUGCUGACGUGCAAAGCCACGUGGCAGCCUUCUCCACCGAUGGUGCGCUGACAGCUGGCAUCGCGUACCACCGGGCAUUCCUCAGAGGGUUGUGGCAGUUCGGAUGUCCUGUAACUGUGCCCCACAGGGUGCUCGUGCUGUGGGCGGGAAAGGACAAAUAUGCCCGCCCGCAUAUGGCUGUGCCGCCGCCCUCCCUUGUGCCCAAUACUCAAGUUGUUCAUUUCCCCGAGCUCACCUAUUGGAUGAUGUGGGAUGAUCCACAUCAAGUGAACGGUCGUUUGAUCGGAUUCUUGUCAUCAACGGAUAAUGGAAUGGAAUAGAGACAAAGUGAAAAUUGAGUCUACUGCAUCUCUGAGUUAGCACAAAAGCACCUUGUAUCUCAUUCUAGUCAAGUUUCGAAGGGGUUGUACUCUCUAAAAGUACGCACCUAUCCAGAUUAUAAGACAUAUACAUAUAUGUUUUGACACACCCCUAGUGAUAAAUUCAUACUUCAGCAUAGGUAUGUAAGUGGUUCCGAUAGAUAUUAUCGAGUGACCCUGUAGUUACCAUCCAUAGAAUGACGUCAGCAAAUAGUGCUCGC